UUACAACAAUUCUUUUCUUUCCCUCUUUUUUUUGUUCUCAUCAAUGUCCCUUUCUCAUGUAUCAAGUUCAUCAUCUCCUUCUCCUUCUCCUUCUUCUUCCUUCCCAUUUCCGGAGAGCUCGCAUCUCCGGGUCCAGCUCGUGUCCAAGUCUGUGUCCGACCGGCUGCUCCAGAAAUUCUGCGACCUCUCGGAGUUCCACUUUGACUAUGAGAAGAGCGGACUCUGGUCUCCCCCGGCGAGAAGAAACGUGUUUCUUAGCUCUCCGGGGAAGAUAUACGGCGAGCGGGAAAUGUCCGCAAAGCUAAAGAAUGUGACCGAAGCUCGGACACAUAGAAGGCAUCUCAAGCAUUGGCUCAAGCCAUGUUGGUGCUCAUGAAGAUGAUGAUAUAUCUCCGACCAUUAGUUAAUUAAAAUUAGAGCAAAUAAAGGUAAUUUACAUUGUACUUAUGUAAACUGAUUAUGGUUAAUGGAAUACACAGGAUGCAUAAAGUCCCAAGGUCUUAAUGUCUU
Molecule: messenger RNA, 510 nt
Organism: Punica granatum (pomegranate)
Lineage: Eukaryota; Viridiplantae; Streptophyta; Magnoliopsida; Myrtales; Lythraceae
Source: RefSeq, a predicted model, not a curated record